UAGCGAGUAAGUGUGUGUUUGGUACUGGGUGAAAGGGAAUUACUUUUUGUUGUCUCAUACUCCAUAGAAAAAAUAAAUUUCAGUCUUUCUUUUGGGACAUUAGUGUAGGCUUUGAUAGAGAGGAACUAGAGGACUAGUCUGGUGACUUGGUUAUCCUGAGUAGAAGGCUCUGCAGUAAGAAGAGAUAAAGUAAGUAGAGGAUGUUGGGGAAGUUACCUGGUUAGAGAGAUGAGAUACGUGGGGUCCGAUAAGGAAAGUGUGGAGGGCUUUGGUGCUCAUGAUUAGACCUUGACUCUGAUAAUGACUAAAAGACAUUGCAGGUUGGAGAUGGGGUGGGGAGGAGAGUAGGGAAUGGGCUGGAGGGUGUGUGAAGUGAUGUGGCUAGAACAGUGUUUGACAAUGCUGGUUUUAAGGGUGUCAUUUAAAGUGUUAACUUGGUACUAGUGGUUAAAAACUGGGAAAUAAGUGAUUAUGAAUUCAUUGCAACCAAGAAAGGAAGAUUAAAUGAGAGGACAUUUAUUCCUCUUUUCCCACAUGUCUUUAUUGCACACUCAGCUUGUCAAAGGCAUUGUACUUGGGACUCUGGAAAAGAGACAGACACAGUGGAAUUUAUCAGAAGCAGGCUUUUUAAAAGGAAAGAAUUCUUUAUGUAAUUUAUUAAAUCUAUUAAAGUCUUGUAUAAUUGAAGUACUUUAAAAGUAUUUAUUAAUUUUCCCAUUACAGCAUAUUUCAGGUGACAAAUUUUUAUUUUUUAUUCCAGUUAGAAAUUGAAAGAAAAAUGACUAAGAUAGUAAAUAUGACCUCUAGAAUUUUGAGCAUAUCGUAAAGUGAUCAAAAUGAGUUUUUAUUAUCUGUCACUGCACAAGAAUAAACUAAAGGGCAUGAAAAUCAUAAUGAUUCUCUCUUUUAUCCAUCUUGAUACAAUUACCUGAAAGUCAAAAUGUGUGGAAGGAGGUUUAGUGAUUUUUAGAUUGUUCCCUAAUUAGCUCAAAGACUUUAUUUGAACUUUGUUCUUUUUAUGGUAUAACUGUUUACUGUCCUCCUCGAAAGAUAAGUACUUUAGCUGUGAAUUUUGUCAUGAAAACAUUAAGCACAUCUGAUAGCCACAAGGCAGGAAACUGACCUAGCGUGGGUUUCCCAUCCACUCUGCAGGGAAGAGGCAGCACAGCAGUGGAUUUGCUUCUGUAAGUGCUGCAGUUUUAAGGUCAUGGAAAACAAAUGACCCCGUGGACACAGACAGAGCCCGGAGAGUUCAUACGCCCUUAGCAGUGUUGCAGUCAGGCCCGAGCCUUGGGCCACCAUCCCCUCCUUCUGGAGUCACCCUAGCUCUCCCAUCAGGUGGCAGCGUCAGCAGGGGUGAGGAGGAAAAGGUGUAGCCAGGUGAGGGGACUUUGUGGUCAGAAGGUCAGGUUUCAUGAGCCAGCUCCAUGACUAGCUCAAUGCAUGACCAUAACCUCGCAAGCCUUAGAUUCUCACCUGUAAAAUGAGCACAGUGGGAAAGCACCACAUAGGCUAUAGUGGAAUCUAUUUAUAUCCUUUUAUAGCACUUGCUGUGUGCCAGGCACUGUUGUAAUCACUUUAUAAAUGUGAACUCAUUUCAUUCUCCAUAUCACCCUACAAGGUAGUUACUAUAAUUAUUCCCAUUAUACUGACAAGGAAACAGAGGCAGAGAGAGAUCAGGUAACUUGCUCAAAUCCCAAAACUAGUAAGAGGUGGAGCUGGGAGUCAGUCUUGCUAAGUUGUAAUUACUUAAUUUCUAUAAUAAGAACAUAAGGAAGAAUCUAUAUAGCAGACAAUAGGCAGAGGUUUCCUCUUUGUGAUUAUUUAAGGACCCAAGACGCUGUGGUUGGUGACAGAGGCACCUGGCUAUAGAUGCCUCCACCAUAGGGCCGGCGGGAGCAGCUUUCAAGGCUGACUUCCUGCGUGUGGUCAGCAGAUGGGCUCUGAUGGUGGGGACCCAGCGAGGCCUGAUCCUAAAGAGAAAUAAGCCUUUCUAAGAACCCAGAGAAUGUAUGGGCUUGUGUUCUACAAAUCAAACCAGCAAACAGAUAGCAUGUAAAAGACUAACUGGCGUGUAGGUAGAGCAGGCCCAACAGGAAGAAACCCUCCUCUGCUCUGCCCCAGAUGCUGUCCCACCUCAUGCUCCUCACACUGGCUUUUCGCUGGUAAAGACUGAACAAAGGCAACAGCUAGAAUUUCAUUCUUUGGGCAAGAGCACGACCCCCAGUAAAAUGUAUACCCCAGGACAUGAUUUGUACAUUUUUUCAUUUAGUGCAAAAUUAGCUAACAGAAGCUUCAAGUCAGGUCUAGAACCAGGAAGUAGUUUUAGACCAGGGAGAUGGCUUCAGGGUGCCGUGCUAGGAAUGUUUGCUUAUUGAUUAAUAUGCCCGUACUGGCAUCAUGCCGAAGAUUAGAAGCCCUCAGCAGACAGUCAUACCCACAGGCUGACCUUUGGAAUGAUGACUGUGAUCCCAGCCUGCACUGUCUCCCAGCCCCGGGGCAGUCAGUGUAAAGGUUGCAAGUUCAGUCUUAACAGCUGUGCCUUCCCGGGAUAAGAAGAACGCAGAACAGGGCAUUUGCUAACUGGGGACUGAAGGCAAGAACGCUGGGCAGUUUUUACAAACAGGGAGCAAGCAGUGUCUCAGAAGGUGAGUUCCUCUGUGCCUCAGGGGGCCAAGGCCACCUGCCCACUGCUGAUUACUCAGCCACACCCAAGAUCCUGCCACUACUCCGGGUUUCUGGCUCCGCCUGCGUCACUGUUGAGAUGACUUACUGGUCGCAGUAAAAGCAAGUUGAUAAAGGUGGCCAGUUGGGGAACAGAGCUUGUCUGCCCACUGAGAAAGCCGGUAGCUCCCGACUGUGCACAGAGAGCCCUGAUUUGGAACACCAGGAAACCUUAAAAAGGCUUAUUCCAUUAGAAGCAAGAUGGCUGAACUCAAUACUCAUGUGAAUGUCAAGGAAAAGAUCUAUGCAGUCAGAUCAGUUGUUCCCAACAAAAGCAAUAAUGAAAUAGUUCUGGUGCUUCAACAGUUUGAUUUUAAUGUGGAUAAAGCCGUGCAGGCCUUCGUGGAUGGCAGUGCAAUUCAAGUUCUAAAAGAAUGGAAUAUGACCGGAAAAAAGAAGAACAAUAAAAGAAAAAGAAGCAAGUCUAAGCAGCACCAAGGCAACAAAGAUGCUAAAGACAAGGCAGAGAGGCCUGAAGCGGGGCCCCUACAGCCGCAAGCGCCACAGAUACAGAACGGCCACGUGAAUGGCUGCGAGAAGGACAGCUCGUCCACUGACUCUGCCAACGAAAAACCAGCCCCGAUCCCUCGGGAGAAAAAGAUCUCAAUACUCGAGGAGCCCUCAAAGGCACUUCGCGGGGUCACAGAAGGCAACAGACUACUGCAACAGAAACUGUCCUUAGAUGGGAACCCCAAACCUAUACAUGGAACAACAGAGAGGUCAGAUGGCCUACAGUGGUCAGCUGAGCAGCCUUGUAACCCAAGCAAGCCUAAGGCAAAAACAUCUCCUGUUAAGUCCAAUGCCCCUGCAGCUCAUCUUGAAAUAAAGCCAGAUGAGUUGGCAAAGAAAAGAGGCCCAAAUAUUGAGAAAUCAGUGAAGGAUUUGCAACGCUGCACUGUUUCUCUAACUAGAUAUCGCGUCAUGAUCAAGGAAGAAGUGGAUAGUUCCGUGAAGAAGAUCAAAGCUGCCUUUGCUGAAUUACACAACUGCAUCAUUGACAAAGAAGUUUCAUUAAUGGCAGAAAUGGAUAAAGUUAAAGAAGAAGCCAUGGAAAUCCUGACUGCUCGUCAGAAGAAAGCAGAAGAACUAAAGAGACUUACUGAUCUAGCCAGUCAGAUGGCAGAGAUGCAGCUGGCCGAACUCAGGGCAGAAAUUAAGCACUUUGUCAGCGAGCGUAAAUAUGACGAAGAGCUCGGGAAGGCUGCCCGAUUCUCCUGCGACAUCGAACAGCUGAAGGCCCAAAUCAUGCUCUGCGGAGAAAUUACACAUCCAAAGAACAGCUAUUCUUCAAGAACUCCCUGCAGCUCCCUGCUGCCUCUGCUGAACGCUCACGCGGCAACCUCUGGGAAACAGAGUAACUUUACCAGAAAAUCAUCCAAUCACAACAGGCCCUCCGAGGGCAAAGCAGCAAACCCCAAAAUGGUGAGCAGCCUUCCCAGCACUGCUGACCCCUCUCACCAGGCCGUGCCGGCCACCAAGCAGAAUGGGUCUUCUAGCCAAAGACGAAGAUUUAAUCCACAGUAUCACAACAGGCUGAAUGGGCCUGCCAAGUCCCAGGGCAGCGGCAACGAGGCUGAUCCGAUGGGGAAGGGCAGCAGCCGCCACGAACACAGAAGACAGCCGCACAAUGGCUUCCGUCCCAAAAACAAAGGCGGCACCAAAAAUCAAGAGGCCCCCUUGGGGACAAAGACCCCUGAGGCCCCGGCCCACUCUGAAAAGCCCCGGAGAAGGCAGCACCCGGCAGACGCCUCCGAGGCCAGGCCCUUCCGGGGUAACGUUGGGAGGGUGUCACAGUGCAACCUCUGCCCCACGAGAAUAGAAGUUUCGACAGAUGCCACGGUUCUCUCAGUGCCGGCUGUGACGUUGGUGGCCUGAGCUAGGAGAGAAAAGAGCAGUUUUCACUCAUUUUGGUUCCCUGCCCGAGGUGCUGACCCGAUUCGCUGCCAAAAGAGAGUCAAUCAGAAUAUACGAAUCCUGUAUGGUUGUGUCAUCCUCUCUUUAAUCGUUUUUACUAAUUCUAAUAAUCAGCUCUAGCUUGCUUCAUAACUUUCAUGGCUUUGCUUGAUCUGUUGACGCUUUCUCUCAUCACGACUUUGCAGCAUUUUAGCCAGGCAGUAUUUACUCAUGUGUUAGGAAAAUCAAGAUGUGGCUGAAGAUCAGAGGCUCCGUUAGCAACCUAUGUCGUAGCGGUGAUGUCAGUCCGUUGAUUGUCUUUAGAGAGUUAAUGUUAAAAAAGAAAAAAAAAAAGAAUUCUUAAUGAUCAGACAAACGUGAUCUGCUGAGGACACAUGCGCUUUUGUAGAAUUUAACAUCUGGUGUUUUUCUGAAAAAUAUAUAUAUACAUAUAUUGCUUUAUUUGAAACAAAUUAAAAUAUGCUGCAUUUGA
Molecule: messenger RNA, 5110 nt
Organism: Microcebus murinus (gray mouse lemur)
Lineage: Eukaryota; Metazoa; Chordata; Mammalia; Primates; Cheirogaleidae
Source: RefSeq, a predicted model, not a curated record